AUGACAGGUCCACGCGAUCUUAAUGCACAAAUAGAAAGCCUUAUAAACAGGCUUCGCCGGCGUCAAGUAGUCGGUUCUUGGUGUGUCUCUAUUGAGACAGCUAUGCUACUUCGACAGGUGGUAUCCACUACUCGGUGGAACCACGUUGAAACUUUGAUAAAACUUGUGAAGGAAGAUAUAGGAAAGAGGUUAGUUAUGGCUCAACCACGAGAACUUGCCGUAGGAAAUAUUGUUCGUCGCGUAUUAUGCUUAAUACGUGAUGUAUAUAACUCUGAAGUUUCCACUUUUGAUGAUCUAUCGGCUGAAGAUGAUGAUAAAGGUUCAAUUACAGAUGAGGAAGAGGAGGAAGAAGUUACAUCAAAAUCAUCAUCCCAGAAAACAAGAACGUUUAGUUUUUAUGGUGGAUUAAGUGCUGCUUCUAUGAUAAACUUACUUGGAGAUGGCCCUCCGCCAUUAAUCAUAUCCGAAAUACAAGAGAUGAUUAAUGAAUUGGAAAACACAUAUGUAAACAUAGUAGAUCAGGCCAUGGAACAUAUUCAUUCGAAUGAAAUUAUCAUGACUGUUGGUAAAUCAAGAACUGUGGAAAUGUUUUUGAAAACUGCUGCCAAAAAAAGAAAGUUUUCUGUUUUAGUUGCGGAAACAUUCCCAACAUAUCUAGGUCAUGAAAUGGCAUUAUCUUUGUCACAGGCAGGGAUUGACACAACUGUGAUCUCUGAUUCAGCAAUUUUUGCUGUCAUGUCCAGAGUGAAUAAAGUGAUAAUGGGCACACAUGCAGUACUUGCGAAUGGGGGAUUGAUAUCUGUUAGCGGAGCUCAAAUGGUAGCUACAGCUGCUAAACAUCAUUCCAAACCAGUAGUAGUUUGUACUGGCCUUUAUAAAUUAUCGCCACUUUAUCCUUAUGAUGAAGAUUCAUUUAAUGAUCUUGUUGCUCCCGAUCCAGUGUUAAGUUUUAAUGAAGGCAAAAAACUAAAUGUGCAAUGCCAUCACCCAACAUGCGAGUCAAUUACUUUUGUGUUAAAUAUAUCUCAUCAAAUAUUUGUUCUGUACAUAAAAGGCGAUUUAAUAGAUAAAGUGACGCUAUUAAAUCCUUAUUACGAUUAUGUUUCGCCAGAACUCGUGAGCCUUUUUAUUACAAAUACCGGAGGUCAUCCUCCUUCAUACUUAUAUAGAUUGAUAAAUGAAAACUAUGACCCCGAUGACACUCCAGCUGUGUCUAUUCAAAAGUCUCAUCGUUAUGAAAAGUCAAUUGAGUUACCCGUCGAUCCACCUGACUUACCAGUUAACGAGAAAUUUGGUUUUUUACAUAAUACGGUUCACAUGGCUUCAGGCGACUCAAAUGCGGCUACAGAAUCUUUGACUCUACCUGAAAUAUCCAACACUGACUCAAACACUAACAAAUCCAAUCUCUUUGAAAGACAGUUACUAUUGCUUUUAAAAGAGAAAAUUCCAUCGAAUGAUAAAGAAGUGUUUGUCACCGGUGUAGAAAUUUAUGAAUAUCAUGAUUUUGACACAAAUCUACUUAAUAUCUACAUAUCUAAAGUAGACACUACUGGAUAUCGUCCUUGUUCUUCCACCCCUACCAAAAAUUUGUUAACCGCCUAUAUAAAAUUCUACUUAGAAGAGACUAAUGUUAAUAGGCAACUUUUAUUGAAACGUAAAACAAUCAAAUUUAAUAUUUUUGCGCGGCCACAUCCCCAAUAUCUAUUUCACCUUUCAGAGAAAAAUCCGACGAAACGCAUAUUAAGUGACUCUGAAUUACUAAAAUGGUGGAAAAAUGUUCUUCAACGAACUUUUUUACACGACAACACGAUGUGUAAUGCACAAGAAAAAACUCUAAAGAAACGAGGAUGGUAUUUUUUUCCUGGAAUGUCUUCUGAAAAACUUGCACGUACAUUUAUCAAAGAUAUUGUGAACGAUGAAGCGGAAAAUCAUGAAAAUUUAUUCUGGCAAUAUGGAUAUCCAUAUCCGGAUACUGAAGAAGCAAUAAAAGUUAUUCCUAGGUUUGAAGAUGACGCAAAGACAAGGUGGUUAGAAACUGCCAGGGAAUCAUCAUUGACAGUGAAGAAUUUUUGGGAGUUAAUAUCUAUUGGGGGUGAAUUUGCUGGCGGAAAGCAGGCCGGCUUCUUUUGGGUUGAUGUUGCUUUAGAAGAUGAUCAAGGUUUGGCAAGCCAGGAUAUAGAAACAAUACCCUUCAUUGAUCAAAGUUUUAACACGAGAAUAAAGAAAGAACUCGAGAAAGAAGUUGGUGGUGUGGUUGUUAGUGCUCAUACGUAUAUUCAGGCGCUCGGAGAACUUUUUGCUCAAGAGUUCCAUUCUGAAGAGGCCGCAAUUGAGUCAACUUCAUAUUGGUGUCGUUAUUUUACUGGGCUACAAGAUAAAAUUAAUCCAGACAGUUCGGUGAUUAAAUUUACGGUAAAUAAUAGUACCAUAACACAUAAUGAUGGUCAAAAGCUUAAUAAUACACCAGUUAAUAAUUUGCAAAUGCAUGUCAAAAGAAAAGCAUCAUCUACAGUUCAAAAUGAUAACUUAAAUUCUAAAAUAGAUUCAAAUGUCAAUGUGUUGCCUCUUUCGUCAAUAAAGAGAGUUAAAAAAUAA
Molecule: messenger RNA, 2595 nt
Organism: Cetraspora pellucida
Lineage: Eukaryota; Fungi; Glomeromycota; Glomeromycetes; Diversisporales; Gigasporaceae
Source: the annotation of a GenBank genome assembly